AUGAUCACGGUCGUAACAGCUAGGUUUCUCAGCCUUCACCUUCAUUCCAACCAAAGGAACGCGGCUGAGGGCGAGGCUUGGUGUUAUUGCACUUUACCGUUUGUACUGUUUUGCGCCUUUCUGCACCUAGAGUGUCUGAUGCGCGCAUCUCAGGUCAACCGCGCCUGGAACCGCGCCACUCACCAUCCCCGUCUCUUUCAACGUCUCUGCUGUAGUCCCGAGUGGUCGUUGCCCAAUCUGGAUGCACAUUUUCCGCCUCCUUUGGAGUGUCGCAAUGCCAACUUCUUCUUUCCUAACCUACCCUCCCCUUCCGACACCACCACCAUGUCCAAUGUCACGGCUGAUGUCGCCACCGCGGCUGUUGUCAGCACCACCAGCAGCAGCAGCAGCGGCAGCGACAGCGGCAACAGCAUCGGUAGCAAGAACAAUAACAUCGGCACUGUGUCCUCCGAUGGAGUGGAUUGGUUUCAAAAGUUCAAGUGGCGUUACCAAGUUCGCAAAAACUGGGCUCGAGGGAAGCAUCGGAUUCGACGAUUUGUCGGACACACUGGCGGCAAGUGGCGUCAUCACUCCCUAUUGCCUAUUUCAAUCCUCAUUCGAUGUUGUGCUUUGGUGAUUGACUUACUUAUUAAGGCGUGUUAG
This is a messenger RNA of Hydatigera taeniaeformis, 642 nucleotides long. NCBI's taxonomy places the organism in Eukaryota, Metazoa, Platyhelminthes, Cestoda, Cyclophyllidea, Taeniidae. The record is from the annotation of a GenBank genome assembly.